Camellia sinensis is the source of this 909-nucleotide messenger RNA. RefSeq lists its product as uncharacterized. The record is from RefSeq and is a predicted model, not a curated record. Lineage: Eukaryota; Viridiplantae; Streptophyta; Magnoliopsida; Ericales; Theaceae.
AAUCAGCCUCCACGUGUCGGCACGCCUAAAAUGGUUGGACGAGUCGCAUACGCGUUAAACUGACGCCUGGAAAUAGAAUAAGACUAUACACAUACAUAUCCAUUCAUUCAUUCAUUCUGAUAUCUUCCGAAGCAAAGCAGUUUUUAGUUUUUCAAGGAAUUAGUGUUCUUGUGUUGAAGAAACAAUGGGGAAGGACAAACACAACCAAGAUGAACAUCAUGAUGGUGACAGAGGGCUUUUCUCACAUCUUGCUCAUGGUGCCGGUGGAUAUCUUCCAGGACAACACCAUCCACCUGGGGGAUACCCUCCACAGGGCUAUCCGCCACAAGGACAUGGUGGAUAUCCACCACAAGGCUACCCACCGGCAGGAUAUCCCCCUGGUGCAUACCCACCGGCAGGAUAUCCCCCUGGUGCAUACCCACAGGCUGGUUAUCCCCCUGCUGCAUACCCACCAGCUGGUUAUCCCGGUUCGUCUGCUCCACAUCACGGAGGGCAUGGACCUGGCAUGGGGGGGUUGAUAGCUGGGGGUGCGGCAGCUGCAGCAGCUGCUUAUGGCGCCCAACACCUGGCGCAUGGUAGUCACCAUGUUGGACACGGUGGUUAUGAACAUGGUUAUGGUGGUCAAGGAGGUUAUGGUGGUCAUGGAGGUCAUGGUAGUCAUGGAAAGUUUAAGCAGGGAAAGCAUGGGAAGUUUAAGCAUGGCAAGCACGGGCAUGGAAAGUUCAAGAAGUGGAAGUAAUUCUUUGUUCCUUAAGUGACUCUAGACGUGCUUAUUCUGAUUUGGUGAAUAAAAUUACACUUGAAUUCUGAUGUCAAGUAGGCCUUUGUUGGCUGUCCAUUUUGGCAUCACUGCCUUGAUAUAUUACGAUAUUUUUGCCUUAUGAUAUAUGCCUUUAUUGGUUCCCAUGA